UACUACAAUAUGUACAUAUACAAUUCAAAAAUUCAAGCAGUAAUUAGACUGCUCUUUCCACAGAUUUAAUGAAGAAGAACCAUCGACUGAUGGAAUAGUGUUGACCACUGCUUUUCAAACUACUGAUAUAAGUAGUGUGUGGAAAGAGGCAGAGGACAUGGACGAAUGUGAUCGGAUCAAAGGUAUAUUUGAUAAUGCAUUAGAAAGUAAAGUUGCUGAGAAACUGAAACAAAAAGGAAGCCAAGUAGAGGCAGCUGAACCAGUACAGGCAUCAGCAGGAAAGUCAACACCUGUACCUCCACUUGUACACGCCCCUAAAAAAUCAAAUGUCUUUGUACAUGUAUUUCAGCGGUUAACUAAAAAAGAUGGUCGCAGGAAACCAGUUACCUCCUCUACACCUGUAUUGCCAUCUGUGCCUGUUCCAGUUGAGAGAAAAGUCAGUGACCCAAGUCAAGCACAGCUGCCAUCAGAAAGGCAAAAAAGAAUAAUUGACAGAAUGAUUGGAAAUGCCUCUGCAUCAACUAGUAAUGAGGACAUGACUUACAUUUGGGACUUUGCUGGCCA
Messenger RNA from Anneissia japonica, 564 nucleotides. RefSeq lists its product as uncharacterized. The annotation marks the transcript as partial. Lineage: Eukaryota; Metazoa; Echinodermata; Crinoidea; Comatulida; Comatulidae. The record is from RefSeq and is a predicted model, not a curated record. The transcript has 3 exons.